AUGAGUAUGGAUACAUGGAAAGAGAAGCUCAAGUGCUUAGUCAAGUUCAUGGAUUCCAAGGAAGCUUAUAAAGAGCUGAUAGCUUAUAUGGACUUAGAGAGAGAAGAGGAAGAGCCAGACAUUGACAAGGUCAGGAAAUAUCACAAACCAAGAAUCUCACCUGAACUAUGCACACAUCGCAUCAUCCUGGAGGAUGAGUCUAGUUCUUCAAUUGAACACCAAAGGAGGCUAAACCCAAACCUAAAGGAAGUUGUCAAGAAGGAGAUAAUGAAGCUAUUGAAAGCUGGAGUGAUUUAUCCAAUAUCAGAUAGUGCAUGGGUCAGCCCUGUACAUGUCGUGCCAAAGAAAGGAGGGAUCACAGUCAUCAAGAAUGAACAUGAUGAGCUCAUUCCAACAAGAACAAUCACAGGACACAGAAUGUGUGUCGACUACAGGAAACUGAACUCCUCUACGCGCAAGGACCACUACCCCUUGCCAUUCAUAGACCAGAUGCUUGAGCGCCUUGCCAAUCAUCAAUACUACUGUUUCUUGGAUGGAUACUCAGGAUUUUUCCAAAUUCCAAUCCACCCAGAUGAUCAGGAGAAGACUACAUUCACUUGUCCCUAUGGCACAUAUGCUUAUAGGAGAAUGCCUUUUGGAUUGUGCAAUGCUCCAGCUACAUUCCAAAGGUGUAUGAUGUCCAUAUUCACAGAUCUAAUAGAAGAGAUUAUGGAGGUUUUCAUGGAUGAUUUCUCAGUAUAUGGUUCUUCCUUUGAAUCAUGUUUGGGGAAUCUUGGAAGAGUGCUACAGAGAUGUGAAGACAAGCACCUAGUUCUAAAUUGGGAGAAGUGCCACUUUAUGCCGCCCAAGACAGUUAAAGAUAUCAGAAGCUUCCUAGGACAUGCUGGGUUCUACAGGAGGUUCAUUAAAGAUUUCUCACAGAUAGCAAGGCCGCUAACACGCCUAUUAUGCAAGGAUAUUAACUUUGAGUUCACAGAGGAGUGUCACAAGGCUUUCACUAAGAUCAAAGAUGCAUUGGUCAGUGCGCCAGUGGUUCAACCUCCAAACUGGGAACUACCUUUUGAGAUAAUGUGUGAUGCAAGUGAUUAUGCAGUAGGAGCAGUGCUUGGACAAAGAAAAGACAAGAAGCUACAUGUGAUCUAUUAUGCCAGCAGAACACUUGAUGAGGCACAAUGCAAGUAUCUCUUAUCUAAGAAAGAUGCCAAGCCAAGAUUGUUGAGAUGGAUACUACUAUUGCAAGAAUUUGAUCUUGAGAUCAAGGAUAGAAGAGGAGCAGAUAAUGGAGUAGCUGAUCACCUUUCAAGGAUGAGAGUUGAAGAAAAUCUACCUCUUGAUGAUAGGCUACCUGAAGAAACAGUUUAUGCAGCUGAAGCUAGCAAUAAGCAUGGACAACUAGGCCAUCACAGGCCAGGAACAAAGAUCUCAUCAUCAAACACACCAUGGUUUCGCCACAUAGCAAACUUCCUUGCAGCUGAAUACCCACCACCAAACUUCUUUGGCUACAGAAAGAAGAAAUUUCUGCGUGAUGUAAGAAGGUACUACUGGGAUGAACCUUACUUAUACAAGAAAUGUUCAGAUGGAAUGUUUAGAAGAUGCAUACCUGAGGAAGAGGUAGAAGGAAUAUUGUUUGCUUGUCAUAGUUCUAGCUAUGCAGGCACUUUGCCACUUACAAGACAGUAUCCAAGGUCCUACAAGCUGGAUUUUGGUGGCCAACUAUGUUUAAGGAUGCUCAUGCAUUCAUAUCAAGAUGUGAUGCUUGCCAAAGAAUGGGAAAUAUAA
This is a messenger RNA of Microthlaspi erraticum, 1779 nucleotides long. The record is from the annotation of a GenBank genome assembly. Lineage: Eukaryota; Viridiplantae; Streptophyta; Magnoliopsida; Brassicales; Brassicaceae.